Trichomycterus rosablanca is the source of this 3308-nucleotide messenger RNA. It is a transcript of the gene postna, whose product is annotated as periostin, osteoblast specific factor a. The record is from RefSeq and is a predicted model, not a curated record. NCBI's taxonomy places the organism in Eukaryota, Metazoa, Chordata, Actinopteri, Siluriformes, Trichomycteridae. The transcript has 24 exons. Gene Ontology annotation, biological process: extracellular matrix organization; cell adhesion. Gene Ontology annotation, molecular function: cell adhesion molecule binding. The coding region runs from base 1 to 2694 and encodes 897 amino acids. Gene Ontology annotation, cellular component: extracellular matrix.
AUGAAGCUCGUUUUUGCGACCACCUUCGCCCUGGUGGUAUUUUUGUACCUGGAGCAGGUGGAAUCGUCUGCCUAUGACAAAAUCGUCUCGCACAGCCGCAUCAGGGCCAAGAAGCAGGGGCCCAACAUGUGCGCCCUUCAGCAGGUCAUAGGAACCAAGAAGAAGUAUUUCAGCACGUGUAGGAACUGGUACAAGGGAAGCAUCUGCGGCAAGAAAGCGACGGUGUUAUACGAGUGCUGUCCCGGGUACAGGGACCUGAAAGGAAUGCAGGGUUGCCCCGCAGCGAUCCCCAUCGACACGGUCUAUGGAACGCUGGGCCUGCUGAACGCCGAUAUCACCCAGCAGUAUUCGGACCUGGCUGAGAUCAGCACGGAUCUUCAGGGAGCUGGAUCCUACACCAUGUUCGCUCCCAGUGAUGAUGCCUGGGAACAAUUAGAGGCUACUGCAAGAAACGCACUUGUGAACAACAAGAAGACGGAGCUGCGCGACGCUCUGCACUACCACAUGGUCAACAAGCGUCUUCUUACCAAAGACCUGAAGAAUGAAAUUACCCUGCAGUCCAUGUACAACAAACAAGGACUGUACGUCAACCACUACUCCAACGGGGUCGUGACCGUUAACUGCGCCAGGAUCAUUCAUGCCAACCAGGUGGCCACAAACGGGGUGGUUCAUGUCAUCGACCGGGUCAUCAGCGCGGUGGGAAACAGCAUCAAAGAUGUGAUCAAAACGCACGAGGAUCUCAGUUCAUUCAGUACUGCAGCCAACAUUGAAUCAAGCUUGUUAGAAAGACUUGGCGAGCCUGGACACUACACCCUCUUUGCUCCGACCAACAAAGCCUUUGAAAAGGUGGACACAAAAGUCAUCGAACGAGUGCUAAGUGACAAGACUGCGCUCCAAGCCUUUUUGAAGUAUCACCUCCUGAGCUCGGCUCAGUGCUCAGAGGCCAUCAUGGCGGGCACCGCGUUCGAGACCCUGGAGAGCAGCUACAUCGAGAUGGGCUGUAACGGUGACAGUCUGACCGUGAACGGCAUUAAAAUGGUGCUGAAGAAGGACAUCGUCACCAGCAACGGAAUCAUUCACCUCAUCGACCAAGUGCUGAUGCCUGACUCAGCUAAGCAGGUGACGGAGCUGGUCGGUGACUCUCAGCGUAUGUUCGGUGAUAUGGUAAACGAGAUGGGUCUGUCUGCCGCCAUGCAAGCUGAAACCGAUUACACCCUGCUCGCCCCUCUCAACGGCGUCUUCUCUGAUGAGAUCAUGUCUAUGGACCAGCGUCUGCUGAAGAUCAUCCUGGAAAACCACAUCCUGAAGCUCAAGAUCACGCUCAGCGAUCUGUACAACGGCCAACUGCUGGAGACGCUGGGAGGGAAGAUGCUUCGAGUCUUUGUUUAUCGCACGGCCGUGUGUAUUGAGAACGCCUGCAUGAUCCGAGGCAGCAAGGAAGGAAGCAACGGUGCCCUGCAUCUGAUAAACUCGCUCAUCCGACUGCCGCAGACCACCAUGUACGAGACGCUGGAGGCAGACGGACACUUCUCAAUCUUCCUGAUGUUGAUGAAGGAAGCCGGGCUGACCGAGAUGUUAAAGCAUGAGGGGGGGUACACCGUGUUCGCACCCACCGAUGAAGCCUUCAAGGAUCUGACACAGCACGACAUCAAACUUCUCACCAGCGACGUAAACGCUCUGAGGACGAUCCUGCUUUAUCAUUUCAGCAGCGGCGUCUUUAUUAAUGGAGGUUUGGAGGGUGGAGUGACCAACCUGCUCAGAACCAUUCAGGGGAACAACCUUCAAGUGCUUUCUGUCAACAGGUCCAUCAACGUGGACUCGGUGAACGUAAGAGAAAACGACCUCAUGGCCUCUAACGGAGUGAUUCAUGUGGUGAAGAACCUGCUCUACCCUGCAGAUCUACCAGUGGGCAGUGAGGAGCUGCUGAUCCUGCUGAGAAAGCUGAUCAAGUACAUACAGAUAAAGUUUGUGUACGGAUACACCUACAGAGAGAUCCCGCUCACCUUCAUUAAUAGAAUUAUCACCACACAAGUAUAUGAAACAGUCCCAGAGAUUAAGGUGAUAGAAUCAGAGCCUGUGAUCACCGAAAUCACCAAGGUUUUCGAGACCGAGCCGACCUUCACCAAGGUCAUGCGUGUCGUCGGGGUGGAACCGUCGGUCACCAAGAUCACCAAGGUGAUCGAGACGAAGCCGACCGUGAGAGAGGUGGUGAUCAAGGGCGAGCCGAGAAUCACCAAAGUUACACGGGUCAUCGAAGGAGAGCCAUCGAUUACCAAGCUCACGACGGUCAUUGGAGGCCAAACUCACCACACCACCACCUCGACAGGCAAAGAGAUUGAGAGUGAACUUCAGAAGUUUCUGGAUGAGGACCUGUCCAAGGUGAAGAAGGUUCUGGAAAGUGAGCUACACAUGCAGGAGAAGGAGAUCCAAAAAAUCAUCGAGGGGGGUGGUGGAGGACACACCACCAUCACCAAAGUGAUCAGACCAGAGCCUCAGAUCAUCGAAGGAUCAGUGAUCAUGUCUUUCAAAAAUAAUCCUGAUCUCAUUGUGGAGGAAUCGGAGAGGAUCGCCAAAAUAAUCAAAGGAGGUGGGGCUCUGAAGAGAGAUGCGUCCAAGAGAUCACCAGCAGGUAUGAGGAGGAGACCCAAACAUUUCUCCAGAGUGCGUCAGCCAUCCCAAAAACAGACGGCAUAGCUUACGUGUGUACGUCCAGAUAACUGAUCUGGGAUCAGAGUUUGUCUUUCCAUCAGAUUCACACAUUCAUGUAAACAGCAGUGAGGGGAUUGUUCAGGGGCUUGAUUUGGAACCACUGAGCCUCAGUUUGCUCUGUUUUAAAUGCUCUGUGUUAAAUUGACUGUAUGAGUGGACUAGCUGCUGGUCAGAUGCAGGUUUAACCCAUGAUUCUUUUAUUAUGAUUAAAAUGUCUUCCACAGCCUGGUGUGAGAGUAUCUAAUAAGCACGGGCUGCUCCACAUCAUUUCCAAGCAUAACAUGAAGACCAACAAUGUUAAUCCUUGAUGAUGAUCCAUUCAUAAAUAUAUACGCAUAAAAAGAGCAAUUUAUGCCUCCUGUAUAAGGUUGGUCGAGCUGGUGGUGGUGAUGGACGGGGGGCGACGACAAGAUUAUUAUUUUUAUAUACUGUGUAAAUCAGUGUGUAAAGCUGUUGUACAAGCUGCACAUCUCUGUUACACUGUGGUGCUGCAAUCAUGCCAACUUAAAGCAUAUUUUAACCACAUUAGAAUGUGGUUUGUACAUUAUAUUCAUUCGUAUGCGAUCGUAACUGUAUUUUCUAUUCCGUGUGACGUCUUU